Messenger RNA from Cheilinus undulatus (humphead wrasse), 3260 nucleotides. RefSeq names its product 5'-nucleotidase domain containing 3 (gene nt5dc3). Bases 105 to 1844 code for a protein of 579 amino acids. The transcript has 14 exons. The record is from RefSeq and is a predicted model, not a curated record. NCBI's taxonomy places the organism in Eukaryota, Metazoa, Chordata, Actinopteri, Labriformes, Labridae. Gene Ontology annotation, molecular function: 5'-nucleotidase activity.
UCCAGCGACUGCCUCGGUAUUUACUGAAGAGCCUGUCAACCUCAUGCUAUCGUGUGAGAGCCCACCGCGACCUACAAACGGGCUGCCAUCCAAUUACCGGAGUCAUGGCGCCCUUGUCUCUGCCCCUGUGCUCUGUGGUGAAGCACAGGGACUGUCUGCAGAGGCUGAAUGUAUUCUGUAAUGCCGUACACGGUUUACGUCACCGGCCGGUCACGUCUCGAUUGUGGAAACGGAAUUUCGGUGCAGUAACACAUGGAGUCGGUCAACUACUGUCAAGCCGGAACAGAGCCCCAAACUACGCAGCAUCUGUCUUUAGGAGCUCCUCAGACGGUCCGGACCUGACAGAGAGGCUGUGGUCUAUUUACAAUGAUACCAGGAGACAGACUGAAGAUCUGAUCCCAGUCAUCUCCACCAACUCGGUGGACCCUGACACUAUAUUUGCCAACAAUGAGAUGAGCCUAAGAGACAUUGAGAUUUACGGCUUUGACUAUGACUACACUCUGGCCUUCUACUCCAGACACCUCCACACGCUUAUCUUCAACAUCGCACGGGACAUCCUCAUCUCCAAGCACAGGUAUCCCGAGGGUCUGCGAAAGUAUGAGUAUAUUCCUAAUUUUGCUGUGAGAGGACUUCACUAUGAUGUUCAGAAGGCACUGCUGAUGAAGAUUGAUGCCUUUCACUACAUCCAGUUGGGAACAGUAUACAGGGGGCUUCAUCCUGUCCCUGAUGAGGAGGUUAUUGCCAUGUAUGAAGGCUGUCACGUACCUCUGGAAAUCAUGAGCGACUUCUAUGGAAAGAGUUCACAUGGUCACACAAUGAAACAGUUCAUGGACAUUUUCUCGCUGCCUGAAAUGACGCUCUUGUCAUGUGUCAAUGACUUCUUCAUGAGCCACAACAUUGACUAUGAGCCUGUCCAUCUCUACAAAGACGUAAAGGAAGCCAUUAGAGACGUUCACGUCAAGGGUAUAAUGUACCGCGCUGUGGAGGCAGAUAUCGAGAAAUAUAUUUGCUACGGUGAGCAGAGCCACGCCGUGCUGAAGAAGCUGUCAGAGCAUGGAAAAAAGAUGUUCCUCAUUACCAACAGCCCGUUUGACUUUGUAGAUCGGGGGAUGAGCUACAUUGUGGGGAAGGACUGGAGGGACUUGUUUGAUGUUGUGAUCGUUCAGGCUGACAAACCUGGCUUCUUCAACGACAGGAGAAAACCUUUCAGGAGAGUGACAGACAAAGGUGCUCUGCUGUGGGAUCGGAUUCACAGGUUGGAGAAAGGGCAGAUCUACAAACAGGGAAACCUUUACGAGUUCUUGAGACUGACCGGCUGGAGGGGAUCCAAAGUGUUGUACUUUGGUGAUCACAUCUACAGUGACUUGGCAGAUCUUACACUGAAACAUGGCUGGAGGACGGGGGCCAUCAUCCCUGAGCUGAGGAAGGAGAUCAAGAUCAUGAACACAGAGCAGUACAUGCACAUGAUGGCCUGGCUGCAGGCGCUGACUGGACUCAUUGAGCAGAUGCAGGUUCACAGAGAUCCAGCCGCUCAGGCUGUGGUGGAGGAGUGGAUCAGAGAAAGAGAUGCCAUGAGGCCCCAGACCAAGGACAUCUUCAACAGCCAGUUCGGGAGUCUCUUCCGGACGUACCACAACCCCACCUACUUCUCCCGCCGGCUCUCCCGUUUUGCCGACAUCUACAUGGCCUCCAUCAGCUGCCUGCUCAACUACGACUUCCAGCACACCUUCUUCCCUCGCCGCACUCCACUGCAACACGAGCCCCCCUUCUGGCCUGAGCACAGCCCUGUGGGUAUUGAUGGCGUCUCCUCGCAGCUCCACAACUCCAAAGCAGAGUCUGAUUAGAAUAAUAAGACUAGAAUCUUCAUUAGAGGCUUUAAAGUCGGAUUAUUAUUAGUUUUUUAAGACAUGGCAUUGUAGAAGGUGCAUGCCAUAUUUUAAGGUUUAUGUAAAUCAUGAAAACUAUUUAUUAAGCUUUAAACUAUGUAGGUAGUCUUGCAGAGGGGCAGAGUGUGCUUUUAAAGCCAUAUGACUCAUUAUGCAGUGAGUAUUUUGACAUUUUGAUAGAGAGCGUGGACACUUUUGAUUAGAGAUAUUUAAUGCACUGAUUGUUUUAGGUUGUAUAUUUGGAGAGUGUUAUUGUGUGUGAGUGAGUGAAGGACAGAGAAAUUAUGACACCAUAAUGCAGUUACACAGCUAAGCAAUAGGGGGCAGCCACACAUCAAGUCUAUCUUUGAUCACUUUUGUCAGAUUGUACAGCAUGUUUAAGGACUCCUUGCUUUUUUACCCUCUGCUUCUGUAAAACUAUGCGAUUGUAGGUGAAACUCUGAUGUCACAUUUACAUGUCAAACUUUGUUGCCUUAAUCUCACACUCCAGUGUUUCUAUUUUUCUAACAGCCUAAUGUAAUGAGUACACUUUUCAGUGUUUAACCAUGCAGCAGCUUAUUUAAUCUCAUUGUAACACACUCUGCAUGGUUCAGUUCAGAGAUUGUGCUAUCAGACAGAUCCACACUGCACAGCCUGUAUGUCUCAUUUGAGCAGUGAGAAAUGUUUGAUAUUUGUCUGGAAAAAAAUAGAGCAUCAUUGCUAUAUUUAGCAGUCAGUUUCUGUAUUUUAUCUGUGUAGGCAGCAUUUGUGUUUUUGUGGGUUUGACACUUUGCAGAAAGUGUGUUUUCACACAUGCUGGAGAAGAAUAUAUUUAUAAUGAGCUGGAAUCUUUAUGUUUUACAUGUGUGGAUAAGGGGAUUUUUAAAUACUGGUUGCCAUUGCCGAGACCUCAGUUGUUUUUCUGUUUUACUGUAAAAUAUGUCAUAAUAAUGUCUCUUUUUAUUUCUCUAUUUAUUAAAAAAGGGAAUGGCUCAAUGGUGCUUGCUAAGUGUUUGUGGCUUGGUUUUGAAGCAAGGUUUUGAACUUUUGUUUGGAAUGCAUUUUUAUUUUCUCACACUUGUUCUGGAUUAUAAGUAUCUGAUCAGUUCACUCUCCCAAACUUCAGAAUGCUGCGGCCAAAUUUAAGACCUGAAAAUCUUCUGAGGUCCAAAACCCUCGUACAGCCACAACAUGAGACUUAAACAAGAUUUUCAUGUUAUUAUUCUAUAAACCGGUAAUUUAAAUGCAACAAAGAUUUUUUUUAAAUUGGCAAGCAAGCGGCAUAGAAGAAUGUUUUAUGGAGUGUCACCAGUUUAUCCAACCCCAGUUGAACCGUAACACUGGUCCCAGACAUCAGACAAAGUAAAGGAUUAAAAGGUGAUAUGAGAUAUGCCU